CGAGCUGUAUAAAUAGUAAAUGAACGGUCGAGUGGGGCAGUAGUAACCGCAGAGUCCCCAGCCCAGCCGCACCAUGUACAAGCUCCUGCUCCUUGCCGCACUUUUGGGAUGUGCCCUGGCCGCCCCCAGCAACGAUGACGUCAUUACAAAGUACCAGACCAACGCGGAUACGGACGGCACAUACGCCUACAGUGUGGAGCAGGCCAGCGGCAUUGCCUUUGGUGAGCAGGGCCAGGGCGGAGUGGGAGCCCGUGGCUCCUACUCCUACAUCUCGCCCGAGGGCAUACCCGUUCAGGUGACAUAUGAGGCCGACGAGAACGGCUUCCGGCCGCAGUCGGAGCUGCUGCCCACCCCUCCGCCCAUCCCGGAGGCCAUCCUGCAGGCCAUCCGCUUCAUUCAGGAGCAUCCCACGCCCGAGGAGCUGGCCGAUCGCGCCGUGCGUGCCCAGCAGAUCUAGAUCUGGUCACUCUCCGUAGCCUUAAGUUUUGCCUAAGUGUCACAACACAUAUCCCCCAUUCCAUUCCAAAGUAAAACCCACGCACACACGAGCGUAAGCUGCUG
This is a messenger RNA of Drosophila obscura, 561 nucleotides long. RefSeq names its product pupal cuticle protein Edg-78E (gene Cpr65Ea). Lineage: Eukaryota; Metazoa; Arthropoda; Insecta; Diptera; Drosophilidae. The record is from RefSeq and is a predicted model, not a curated record. Gene Ontology annotation, cellular component: chitin-based extracellular matrix. The coding region runs from base 74 to 457 and encodes 127 amino acids. Gene Ontology annotation, molecular function: structural constituent of chitin-based larval cuticle. The transcript is spliced from 2 exons.